UCUAAAGUAACUUAAUCCGACAAAACCUGUCUUGUUAGUGACACUCUCAGCUCUAACAAUGGAUCCUGUACUCCAAUUCCUAUUGACUCUCUUCUCUAGCUUCUUUGCUUUGCUAGUAUGCAUCUGUUUUCAGUACUUGAGAAGGAAAAUUAUUCGUGAGAAAAAGACCUGCACUGCGCCUCAAGCUGGUGGCGCUUGGCCUAUUAUAGGCCAUAUGCACCUACUCGGCAGCCGGCAACUGACCCACAAAACACUGGGUGCCAUGGCUGACAAGUACGGACCAGUUUAUACUAUUAGGUUGGGUUCUCAUAGAGUUUUGGUUUUGAAUAGUUGGGAAAUGGCCAGAGAGUGUUUCACUGUCCAUGACAAGGUUUUCUCCACCAGACCAAGCAUUGCAGCCUCAAAGUUGUUGGGAUAUGCUAUGUUUGGAUUUGCUCCAUAUGGAUCAUACUGGCGUGAGAUGCGCAAGAUAGCAACAAUUGAGCUCUUGUCGAAUCAUCGGCUUGAUAUGCUGAAGCAUAUACGAGCUUCAGAGGUGGGAACUGCGAUAAAGGAAUUGUACCAGUUCUGGGUUAGCGAAUGCAGUGCAGAAAGUGGAGUUCUUGUGGACAUGAAGCGAUGGUUUGGGGAUUUGACACAUAAUCUUGCUUUAAAAAUCGUUGGAGGUAAGCGAUACUUCGGAACCAAAGCUGAUUUUGAUGAAGAUGAGGCACGUCGCUUUCAGAAAGUGAUGAGGGAAUUUGUUCAUCUGUUUGGUGUGUUUGUGUUGUCUGAUGCAAUACCGUUUCUGGGGUGGUUGGAUUUAAAUAGAUAUGAGAAAAGGAUGAAGAGAACUGCAAAACAAUUGGACGCUCUAGUUGGAGGGUGGCUGGAGGAGCAUAAACAGAAGAAGUUGACAGAUGGGAAGAGAAGAGAAGAGCAGGAUUUUAUGGAUGUGAUGCUCAACACCCUCGAAGAUGCCCAGAUUUCAGGAUUUGAUGCUGACACCAUCAACAAGGCUACUUCCCUGAAUCUAAUCUUAGCAGGAAGUGACACCACAAUGGUCACUCUCACAUGGGCUUUGUCUUUACUACUCAACAAUAGUGAUGCACUAAAGAGGGCCUGUGAUGAGCUAGACAUAAACGUUGGCAAGGAUAGACAUGUGGAAGAAUCCGACAUAAAAGACUUGGUCUAUCUCCAAGCCAUUGUCAAGGAAACACUGCGCCUAUACCCACCUAGUCCGAUCAUUGGUCUUCGUGCUGCCAUGGAAGACUGCACACUCUCGGCCGGCUAUCGCAUUCCGGCCGACACACGGUUAAUGGUGAAUGCCUGGAAAAUUCACCGAGACGAGAACAUUUGGCCCAACCCUCACGAAUUCAGACCGGAGAGAUUCUUGACUACUCACAGGGACAUGGACCUGAGAGGUCAGAAUUUUGAGCUCAUUCCUUUCGGUUCAGGUAGGCGAUCUUGUCCAGGGGUUUCCUUAGCUCUUCAAGUUGUGCAUUUGACGCUCGCUAGCUUCUUACACAGUUUCAACAUUUCUAAGCCAUCCAAUGAAGAUGUGGAUAUGACAGAGAGCGUUGGCUUGACAAACUUGAAGGCAACCCCACUUGAAGUUCUCCUCUCUCCACGUCUUAAUUCUGUUCUUUAUGCGUAAAAAUACUAUCCUUUAUCUUAAACUUUGUCAUCUUCGUCACAUUUAUUGAAGAUGUCAUAUCUGCAACUUAAAAAUUUAGCAUGAACAACAGUAAUCUUUUGUUUUUUUAGCAUGUAUUUGUGGUCA
Carya illinoinensis is the source of this 1762-nucleotide messenger RNA. Its product is annotated as cytochrome P450 CYP82D47-like. The record is from RefSeq and is a predicted model, not a curated record. NCBI's taxonomy places the organism in Eukaryota, Viridiplantae, Streptophyta, Magnoliopsida, Fagales, Juglandaceae. Gene Ontology annotation, biological process: defense response to other organism. Gene Ontology annotation, molecular function: oxidoreductase activity, acting on paired donors, with incorporation or reduction of molecular oxygen; heme binding; monooxygenase activity. The transcript has 2 exons. Bases 59 to 1636 code for a protein of 525 amino acids.